Penicillium odoratum is the source of this 1449-nucleotide messenger RNA. RefSeq lists its product as uncharacterized. The record is from RefSeq and is a predicted model, not a curated record. Gene Ontology annotation, cellular component: membrane. The coding region runs from base 1 to 1449 and encodes 482 amino acids. Lineage: Eukaryota; Fungi; Ascomycota; Eurotiomycetes; Eurotiales; Aspergillaceae. The transcript has 2 exons.
AUGUCUACAGAAGCUAUGGAGAACUCUCGUUCUAUUUCACUUGUGGACAACACUGCCCCUUCGGAACAACCGCCAAGCGGGGAAUCGUCACGACGACCCUCUAAACACACACACAGAUUGUCGAAACACAUAAGUCGCACAUCGGUAUCUGACCAGCUGGCAAAACGCAAAUAUGCCAAAUGGCAACCCGACAAACUCGGUCUUUCGACAGAUACCGACACAUCACCUAGCAGAGAGUCGUCGCAAGUGCGCGGGUCAGUCUCAGCAGAGAGCUCGGCGGGACCGACAAAUGGGGCCAAUCCAGAAGGACAAUCAGAUCAUGCAACCGAAAUCACCCGUGUUGAUACAGUGGAUUUUGCCCCUUCCCAAACCCAGAGCAUACAAUCAAGCGGAGCAGGCCAACCGUCCGAUUCCGAUACAACCGCAAAACCCGUGACCGAAUUAGAUAUCUUAUACGAGAAUCAGCGUGGCUGGUUCUUCUUUGGAGUUCCACGCUAUUCUCACAAUUCGCUUCUCAACCUUGAUCCUAGCGCCUGGAUGACCCAGGACAAGCGACCAAGCCCCGUCAAUAUCACCAAUGCUCAGGUUCCCGAUCCUAGCUGGGAGUGGGCAUGGCGCACGUGGUAUGUAGAUAUGUCGGGUGACGUCGACGAACAAGGGUGGCAGUAUUCGUUCUCCUUCGGCUCGUCCCAGUGGCAUGGCACGCAUCCGUGGUUUCAUUCGUUUGCUAGGCGGAGACGGUGGAUUCGUUUACGCCAGAAGGUUCCGGAGAGGCGUUACCGUGGACGCUCGGAAUUUGAGAAAGCUCACAUGUUGACUGAGGAUUACUUCACUAUUCACUCUUCCAAGGUGAGGAGUCGUGAACAGAGUGCUGUCGGUCUGUCGAGGAUUGAAUCGGGCUAUUUGAGUCGAGCAGCCACUGGAUUGGAAGAGGAGCCACCCAUUGAAGAGAUUGGGGACAUUCCUUCUCUCAUGUACGCAUUGAAAUUGGCAUCCAUUGAUCGAGAGAGGAUCGAUGUGUUGAAGAAGUUUGUCGAGCAGGGAGGGGAGGAGCUUUACUAUCUUAAUGAUAAGAUCCCGGAGAUCAUGCCUACGUUCCUCUUCCAGGCAUCACGCUGGCAAUUCGUGACAUACCUUGUCAGCAUCAUCAACCAACUAUCCACUCCAGGCGAUGAUCAGCAAGAAGAUUCCAACAAGAUCAAACGCAAGAAAGAUAACCUUAUUCGGGUGGUAGAAAGUGCCAAGCAACAUGUCACCGGACCAGAUGUGUUCACUGGUACCGGGGGGUCGGCAUCUGAGCUACUCGAUUUGACACCGAUUUCUCGACAUGAUACUUUGCUUUCCAAGCGAGCGCAGGCUACCGAUGAGCCAUUGCAUGUAAUGAAACAGAAGGAAAUCACGGGGAUCCCCAAGGCCGCGGAAAUCGGCCACGAAGGGCAUAUCUAUUAA